Messenger RNA from Coregonus sp. 'balchen', 4281 nucleotides. Lineage: Eukaryota; Metazoa; Chordata; Actinopteri; Salmoniformes; Salmonidae. The record is from the annotation of a GenBank genome assembly.
AUGACACGAUUAACUCUGCCGCAAGCGACGCUGCGGAUUUUCCAGCGGCAGCAGCAGACAAUAGCACAGGGAGGAGGUAGCAUCGGGCUCCCUCUCCGGCCAGAAUCCGGGAAUGCGCCUCAAAACCAGCCCCGAAAUCCUCCAGGAGAUCCAAAAAUAUAGUUUCAAAAGGAGGAUCGAGGAAUAAGGUUGUAAACGAAUGGCUUAGGACCGCUGUCGUGAAUGAGAAGGAGACCGAGAGAUGCGACGUUGCAGCUUUUCACCCAGAUGGUGCUGAAACGGAUGCUGUCAAUGCAAACAGGGCGGAUGCUAGCAGAGAGGAAGAUACCGAGGAGAUAUUUCACCAGAUUCUCAAACCCGUAGUUCGUCGUUACGUGUAUCCCUGCAUCAAAGGCGUUUCUUCCCAACAUAUUGGGUCAUACCGGCCAGACGGCUCCAGCACCGCGGGUUCGGUGAAAGGGAAAGAAGAAGCGGAGAGGGGAGUCGGUGAAAGCAUCAGCGAGCUGCAGUAGGGACAGAAGCGGGGAAUACGUGGGCUGCAGGCCUUAAUCUGUGGAGCCGGGGUUGUUUGCAGACUGAACUCAUCCACUUCCACCUACAUAAGAAACUGAAGAGAAGCGGCAGCAAGAUGCACACCAAGGCUGACAGCGCGCCGGGCGCCGAGGCCGCGCCGGAGCCGGCUAUAGGGACCAUAGAGGCGGAGUUCGUGACACCGCAAGACGAGGGCCUUGAUGACGAACUGGAGAGACUGGUGGAUGAGAAUGAAGAUCUAAAGGUUUGGCAUCACUGACAUUCAAUAAUAUGAAAUGUAUACAAACACAUUGUUUUUGCAGAUACAGUAACUGAACUGGUAGGCCACUUUCUGUUUGAUAAGAUUGAAUUCAGGCCUAUUCCCCAAAGUUUGGCAUCACUAACAUAUGCUCAUAUAUUCCAAUGUAAUCUUAUAUAUAUUAGCAUAAGUGAAAAGGUAGGCUUAUGUCAUGUUUGAUGAUAACACUGCAACUGAGAUAUUAUUGAUAUGCCAGGCAUAUUCCCCAAGGUUUAUCAUUAGGGAUAUACUGGAAAACUGUAUGUUGAUACAAUGAAGCAAGCUUAUUUUUUAGCCCACUGGGUAGGCUAAGUGAACAGUUAUUAUUCUUUCCGUAACAUAUGCAAAGAACUGAUGUAGAAAUGUGCCUAGUUCCCUUGGUUUGUUAUUGAUGCUUGCCAGAGCUAAAUGAUUUAGGUAGGCCUAUAGCCACAAGGCAAAACACUCUUCCCUAUUCAGAACAAUAAAUAGCACAAUCUUGUGUUUAGCCUACUUCUAUUCAUUGAUGACAUAAUAUUAAUAAGACCCUAUUGAUCGGUUCAGAUGAGCUUUUCUAUAUCCAAUUACAUCAUCUUCAGAGGACCUAAACACUCCAACAACACCAAUAAUAUUUAAGUGUGAGCGCCACGCCCCCUGUUGGCUAGCAGUGCCUGAUUGGCUGAUCACUCAUAUUGAUGUCCCAGAUGGAGAUCGAGGAGAUGAGGACGGAGAUGGACGAGAUGCGUGACACCUUCUAUGAGGAGGACACGUGCCAGCUGCAGGAAAUGAGGCGCGAGCUGGAGCGAGCCAAUAAAAACUGCCGGAUCCUCCAGUACCGGCUGAGGAAGGCUGAGAGGAAGAAGCUGCGCUACGCCCAGACAGGAGAGAUCGACGAGGAGUUACUGAGGAGCCUGGAGCAGGACCUGAAGGUAGGGAAGGAGUGUGUGUAUGUUUGUUUGUGUGUCCGUAGGCUUGAUGUUGAAACUCAUUUUAUUAGUUGCUUAAUGCGCUGUCCAUUCACCUCCAUAAUUAAUUCAAUCAACUUCAAUCAACGUCCCUGAUUCUGUGUAAUGCAGGUAGCGAAGGAUGUGUCUGUGAGACUGCACCAUGAGCUGGAGAAUGUGGAGGAGAAACGCACAAAGACAGAGGACGAGAAUGAGAAUCUGAGGCAGAAACUCAUCGAGGUGGAGGUGACCAAACAGGCACUUCAGAAUGAGCUGGACAAAGUCAGGGAGGUAAGAACACCCACCCACAAUACAUUAAACAAUCUAUACAGCACAUAGUUUUCUGGAAUACUCAUAUUACAUCAUGUGUUUAUUAUGUUAUUCAAUUCCCAACAGUCUCAGAAGAAAAGAGGAAGCAAGGAGGUCCAAAAGUCAGACAAGAAGCCUGCCCAGACCCCAACAGAAGUGAGGGAUCACCAUGAAAUGCUUUUAGAAAACAAUAAAAAGUGUUUUUUUCCAAACAUGAGCGAGAGUUGUGUCUAGUGUACAUCUGAACUGUAUUAUCUUCCUUCCAAUUUCCCCUCUCUCAGGAUGACAACGAUGAUCUCAAGUGCCAACUGGCCUUCAUCAAAGAGGAGGCUGUGUUGUUGAGGAAGAAGACAGCUAAGAUCGACAAGGAGAAGGACCGGCUGGAGACGGAGCUACAGAAGUACCGCUCCUUCUACGGGGACCUGGACAGCCCCCACCCCAAGGGUGAGGCCGGGGGACCCCCCACCACCCGUGAGUCCGAACUGAAGCUGCGUCUGCGCCUGGUGGAGGAGGAGGCUAACAUCCUGGGGAGGAAGAUCGUGGAGCUGGAGGUGAGCAAGACAGGAUGUGAUGCAGAGGGUUUUAUGUAGGUUGUGACAUGAAAGAGACCAGGAAAUAAGUUUGCACAUGGGAACACAACUGUUCCAAGCAUUUCUGCCAGUUCCGUUCAGAAGGUGCUUACAGAGAGAGGAAGCUAGUGAUUCAUAACAUAACUGACCAAUCCGUCUUCAUGUCAUGUGUUUCCAGGUGGAGAACCGGGGUCUGAGGGCGGAGUUGGAUGACCUCAGGGGUGAAGGGGAGGGAGAAGGCGGGUCCGGUGGGGGGGCUGUGGGCGGGGUGGGGUCGGGCCGGGGCCACGGGGAGGCCAUGACAGAGCUGAGGCAGCAGCUGCAGCUGGUGGAGGACGAGGCAGAGCUACUAAGGAGGAACCUGGCUGACGCUGAAGAUCACAACAAGAGGGUGACGGGAGAACUAAACAAGCUCAGGUUCAAGGCCGGGACCCACGAGGGAGGUGCAAGGCAUGGAGGAGGGGCGCCAGGAGCAGGAGGAGUAUGCUCGGAGAAGGCAGAGGCACUGCAGGAGGAACUGAAGACUGCCCGGCUACAGAUUAAUGAUCUCAGUGGGAAGGUGGGUCGGUCUUCCACAUUUGUUUUUCUGGUUUAUUUCUGUGACCUUUAACAUGCAUUGAAAGUCAAAAUGGCUGUACAGACAAUAUGGUAAACAAAAAGAUAUCGCUGGAAUCAAAGCUGAAAACAAAGAUCAAACGUCAUAAACAUAUCAUGCCUCAUUCAGCCAGUCCUAUUCUCUCUCCCAGGUGAUGCAGCUGCAGUAUGAGAACCGUGUUCUGCUCUCCAACAUGCAGCGCUACGACCUGGCCUCCAACCUGGCCCUUAGGGGGGGCAUCAGCCCUUGGGACAGGGAUGCAGAGAGUGACGCAGGUGGGACCAGCCCAAGUGGGCGCCGCGAAAGUGAUGAUGACUCCUCCUCCUCUCGCCUCCUGCCCCCGCACCGCAAACGUGAGGGCCCAGUGGGCGGGGAGAGUGACUCGGACGAGGUGCGGAACCAAACUCGCUGCCUCACGCCCACCCGGGGUCUCUACACCCCACCCCCAGAGACCGCCACCCGCUUCCUGCCCCGCAGCCUACGGGAUCGCCAGCAGAUGAUUGACAUACGGGUGGAGGCGGAGCGUCUUGGCAGGACCAUCGACCGGCUCAUCACCGACACGGCAACUAUCAUCGCAGAGGCGCGGGUGUACGUUUCCAACAGCAACCUGUAUGGGCGGGGUGAGGAGGAGGAGGGGGGUGGGGGGAUCAGGGAGCAUGAGCUGCUGUACAGGAUCAAUGCCCAGAUGAAGGCCUUCAGGAAGGAGCUACAAGGCUUAAUAGACAGACUGGAGGUGCCCAAACCUGAGGACAGGGAGGAGGAGCCACUGUCGGUAAGUGUGUGUGUGUGUGUAUGCAUGUAGAGAUGUAGACUUGACCAUGCCUGUUUGGCUGUAUCAGCAUAGUCUCUUCACUAGUCUGUGGCCAUUGAAUACUCUGCUGACUUUAUUCUCCUUCUUUCUCUGACCCUAUUUUCCCUCUCGUUUCUCCUCCGUUGACACUCCUGUUCUGUUCAUCCUCUGUCCAGAUGUUUCAGCCCAUUAUUUUACUCAUCCUCAUCCUCGUCUUAUUCUCCUCCCACUCUUAUGCCACCAUCUUUAAACUUGUCUUUCUGUUUACCCUUUUCUUUGUCCUGUGA